AUGGGGAACGAUAUGAAGAACCAAGUGGGUGCUAUGGAGGAAUUAGAAAGCUUGACAGUGAGGAGGAGAUCGAAAAAUGGGAGAAAAUUCUUUCACUAUUCUGAUGUGGAAGAGGGUUCAUGUUUAGCUCAACCAGCUUUUAAUCCUUAUGAACUUGCUUCACGACGUCAUGAUAGAAAUUCUCCAAGUUACAUAGGUGAUAUUCUUCGUUAA
This is a messenger RNA of Sphenostylis stenocarpa, 213 nucleotides long. NCBI's taxonomy places the organism in Eukaryota, Viridiplantae, Streptophyta, Magnoliopsida, Fabales, Fabaceae. The record is from the annotation of a GenBank genome assembly.